UUCCUCCUGCCCCCGAUCUGCCCGGAGGCCCGCCCCACCCCGCACCUGGCCACCCAACCCUGUGCCGCGCCGCCCCAUCCCGCAACUCCACCCCCUAUUCUCCGGCGCAGCGCCCCCCUACCCACCUUCUCCCUCCGCGCCUGACCGCCCUGAUGCUCAUCCUUUUCUGCCCCUGGAUCUAGGCGAGGGUGCCACCACCACCCGCCUACAACCCCGCAUUCCUCCUCCUAUGCGCCGCCGGGCCGGGACAUGCAAGCCACCAUGGCCAACCGAGCCGCUACAACUCCUCCCCACUGCGCGGUGAGCCCUCCCACCACGUGCGGCAGCAGCUCCGCUCUCGCGGCUCCGCAGCCCCUCCCACCCCGCGCCAUUGCAGCUCUUCCACGCGGCGCCGCGACCCAUCCCACCCCACGCGGUCGCCGGAUCCAAGCCAUGGCGGGCUUUCACGAUGCUCAGUCGUCAGAUCCAGGCUACGCCGCCCCCACCCCCUCCCCCGGCGACGCUCAGCUGCCCCUCCUCCUUCCCCUUCUCUGUCUCCACAGUGGUCGCGGGAAUCCAUGCUGGCAACCACCUACCACGACCCGCGACUCUGGUGGGUGCCCAUCCAAAUCGCCAAGAAACCGCCCCUCCACACGGCUGCCACCCGGAUCCCGUAUGUGUGCUGCAACGAGGCGGCUUGCAAACUGCCUCCUCCCAGCUCCAUGUUCGGGGCCCAUGUCUUCGUGCAUGUUCUCCUCCACUGCUUGACUCCAUCGGCCUCCCCUCAUCGUCAGCCGCGGCGCCACAACCACCACCGGCGAGACGCAUGGAGGAGAGCUCCAGCGCCACUGCCUCCAACCACGGCGGCGGCCCAAGCGAGAGAAGUUCGCCACGCUUCUCGAUGAGGUUCGGUUGUCCCGGGGCUGCAGUGCGCCUCCACAUCCUGGGCGAAAAAUAGCGCAUUCGGAGAGCGUUGCAGGGUCGUCGCUAAAAGCAUUCCACAUAGGAGGUGCACUCGGCCAUCGUUGACUCCCCAUGCAGUACACUUUUGUGCUAUGAGGGGAGCACGGUCAGGAUUCAUUGCUACCACGGGCUUCCCCGACGGGGUGAAUUUUGCAGUUCUUUUUUUUGUUUUUCAGUUUGCUGCAUGCGAAAACUGUUCAAAAAUUGUUAUUUAGUUGCAUAUGGUGAAGGACAUCUAUAUUAAAUGCAAAAGUGACAAACAAAAUUCUUCGGCGAUACUUGUGUUAGAAAAAGGGUAAAAAAAAUCAUGCAGCUCUCUUAACUUUUGAUGCGGUGCGGGUUUUCAUCUAAAGUAGUGCAUUCGGCCGUGUGAUGUUGUUCAUCUUGUAAAUGCAAAAAAUUGUUAUAGAGAUGAUAAAAAAGAGGAAUGUGGUUCACUUUUUUA
Messenger RNA from Hordeum vulgare subsp. vulgare (domesticated barley), 1387 nucleotides. Its product is annotated as nascent polypeptide-associated complex subunit alpha, muscle-specific form-like. The record is from RefSeq and is a predicted model, not a curated record. Lineage: Eukaryota; Viridiplantae; Streptophyta; Magnoliopsida; Poales; Poaceae. The transcript has a single exon. Bases 250 to 747 code for a protein of 165 amino acids.